AUGGCGCCCGGUGCUGGAGCGUCCUCGAUCUCGGUCACUGUUCGUGUCCGUCCCUUCACAAUCAGAGAAGCUGCCCAACUAUCACGGACAGAUGAUAGCACAGUAUUUCUCGGCGAUGGCUCGCUCGCCGCCGCCCCUAAACUCCACCAAAGAGGAUUACGAUCCGUGAUCAAGGUCGUGGACGACCGGUGCCUCGUAUUCGACCCUCCCGAAGAUAACCCAGUCCAAAAGUUUUCACGAUCCGUCGUGCCCAUGGGCAAAAAGGUCAAGGACCAGGUUUUCGCCUUUGACCGCAUCUUUGACGACAACGUCUCCCAGACCGAAGUGUACGAAGGCACGACAAAGGGCCUGCUCGACAGCGUGCUCGACGGAUACAAUGCCACCCGACGAAAAGGUCACCGAGGUGUCGCUGUCCUACUUGAAAUCUACAACGAGACCAUUCGCGAUCUGCUCGUGCCCGGCGGGAGCAAGCAGGGGCUCAUCCUCCGCGAGGACCUCAACCACGCCGUCACCGUCGCCGGCCUGACGAGUCACCACCCCAAGGACGUCCAGGAGGUCAUGGACAUGAUUGUCCAGGGCAACGAGUAUCGAACCGUCUCGCCCACCGAGGCCAACGCCACCUCGUCCCGCUCCCACGCCGUGCUCCAGAUCAACGUUGCCCAGCGGGACCGCAACGCCGACAUUAGCGAGCCCCACACCAUGGCCACGCUCAGCAUCAUCGAUCUCGCGGGCUCCGAGCGCGCCUCGGCCACCAAGAACCGCGGCGAGCGCCUGAUGGAGGGUGCCAACAUCAACAACAAGCUCACCCGUCUUCUCAAGUUCUCGCUCGGCGGCAACUGCAAAACCGUGAUGAUUGUGUGCGUGAGCCCGAGCAGCGCUCACUUUGACGAGACGCAAAACACGCUGCGCUACGCCAACCGCGCCAAGAACAUCCAGACCAAAGUCACCCGCAACGUGUUCAACGUCAACCGCCACGUCAAGGACUUCCUCGUCAAGAUUGACGAGCAAAUGGCCCUCAUCAACGAGCUCAAGGCGCAGCAAAAGGACGCGGAAAAGACCUUCUUCGCCAAGUUCCGCAAGCAAAACGAGAAGAAGGACGCCGCCGCGCGCGAGGGCGUGCAGAGGCUGCGGGCGGCGUACGAGAAUGCGCAGCAGCAGCGCCAGGAAAAGGUGGCCAGCCUGAAACGGCUCAAGGCGUUUGAGCGGCGCAUCAGCCUGCUCGAGGCCUGGCUGUCGUCGUUUGACGCCGUGUGCGAGUCCCGCGGCGCCUCGGAAGAGGACAUGCCCGGAUCGUUGCGCGCCAUCCAAAAGACGGCCAACGGCAUCCUGGCCGAGCUGCAGACGAGCCGCCACCACCUCCACCAGAAGCUGGAGUCCUCCAACUGGGAGCGCGCGCUGGACACGGCCCUGCAGCACAGCAUCCGCUUGCUCUCGGACGGCGCGGAUGGCUCCGCGGACGGCAGCUCGCAGGUGGCGGUCCUGCAGCGCGAGGCGGAGAUGCUCAAGACCACGUUUUCCAAGGAAAUGUACCGCGAGGUCCUGGAGCAGGAAAAGGGCGCCGACAAGGGCACGAUGGAGGUGCUCCUGACGGCGCAGCUGGAAAUCAUCUCGUCCAUGUCGGACACGCUGUCCAUGAGCCCCGCGGACGCCGUGACCCACGCCAAGGCCAUUAUCCACAAGAUGCUCGAGUCGGGCGUCGCCGCGGCCAACUACGCCGUCCGGCCCGACAGCGCGCCGCCCAAGAUUGAGCUGUAUGCGCCGAGUAAGCGCGGGACGCCCAAGAAGAAGCGGCCCGCCGCGCGAGACGUGUCCGCCGCCGAGGAACAGCCGCCGGCCUUUCUUGGCCCUCCGAGUAGUAGCACCAGCAUCAACGGCAUCAGCGGCAUCGACCUCGCGGCGGCGACCCAGCUCCCCUCUCCCCAUCAAGGGCUCGCCCAAGCGACGGAAAGCGCCCGUCGCGGCGCGCAAGCCCCUCACCUUCACCCCGAAGAAAAAGUCCCCUCCAAGCGCUCCGUGCGCUGGCGCGACGACGAAGAGGACGGCACGCUCGUCGAGUUCCAGAGGACGCCUCAGCCCUACGAGUCCACGCCCGAAGUCGACUCCCCGCGGCAGCCGGCGGCCUCCCGUCCGUCCGGCACGCGCCUCCUCGCCCAUCGCCUUCCGCCCACAGCCCCCGCCGGCGCCGCCGCACCGCUCGCAGCGCCGCCCUUGCCGCCGCCAGCGGCCGCCCUCUCGCAUCGCGAGCCCGCCCGUCGCCCGCCGCUCCCUCGACGAAAACCACCCCCUACCGAGCACACCAGCAGCGGCGGCGGCAACGGCGGCCACCACUCGUCCGGAUCAGACUCCGAGUCCCCUUCCAACCUUGACGCCCGCAAAAUUGCGUCUGCCAUGCACUCUGCCAAGCGCCACUCCGUCUCCGCCCGCCGGCUCUCGUCCCUCUCGGGUUCCAUUGCCCCGUCGGCUGCUAAGCGGGGCGUCCUCACCGCAGACCACCACCACCACCGCGCCUCCUCGGCGUCGGCCACCGUCCGUCGCUCUCGCUCCCUUCCGUCUCUUCUAAUGGCAUCUCCCGGCACCGGCGCAAUAGCGGCGACCGCCGCAAGAGCCCGCCCAUCACUUGCUCCCCGCCUGAAAACCGCACCUCUGCCUCCCGCGCCUUCACCGCUGGCCAGGCGCGCCGGAUGA
Parascedosporium putredinis is the source of this 2685-nucleotide messenger RNA. NCBI's taxonomy places the organism in Eukaryota, Fungi, Ascomycota, Sordariomycetes, Microascales, Microascaceae. The record is from the annotation of a GenBank genome assembly.